Neohortaea acidophila is the source of this 717-nucleotide messenger RNA. RefSeq lists its product as uncharacterized. The transcript has a single exon. Lineage: Eukaryota; Fungi; Ascomycota; Dothideomycetes; Mycosphaerellales; Teratosphaeriaceae. The record is from RefSeq and is a predicted model, not a curated record. The coding region runs from base 1 to 717 and encodes 238 amino acids.
AUGGGUCUUUUGGAGAUUCCCACCGAGCUGCGGAUGCACAUCUUCGAACACCUUGCAGACCUGUCGUAUGGGAGAGACGAAACCAUUGGGCCCAAUGUCCGACUGACCCCCGCCAUCUGUCGCGUCUGCCACACCAUUCGAAAGGAGACUCUUCCCCUCUACGCCAAAACUUCGUCCUUUAGCAUCCAAACAGACGAUAACCUGCACGUCUCCAACACUCGCGUGCAAGCUUGGCUGCAAGCGCUGGGCCCGACGGCGCUGUCGAAAGUCGAGAACCUGCAUCUCAGCAAGCACUGGAAGCUCAAGCAACCCUCCCGCUGGCAGGGUCAUGUUGGCUUCUAUGUUCGCUUGCAGCUCGUCCGCAAGGUGUGGCAGUGCACGGCCGGCACGUACCCUAUCGCGAAUGACAUGCGUGGCAUGCGGCUCGAGAGCGUCGAUCUGCUACGCCAUGUCAUUCUGCGCCAGCUGAGGCCGGCAUCGGCCUACACCGACCUGAAGUGCUUGACCUCGAGCGAUGUUGAAUUUAUCAUCAAUGCCAUGGAGAUUGUGGCGUCGCAUCCCAUCCCAACCUUCGACACAGAGCAGAGUGAGGCGGGUCGGCAGCGUAGACGCGGGCUGUGGGCAACGAUGGAGGGGAAAGUGCUGGCUUUGCAGGCUUCGUUUGACGAGGAGGCAAAUGUGCAGCCGCGAUCAAAGGGAUUCCAUACUCCGUAUUGA